This is a messenger RNA of Linum tenue, 1071 nucleotides long. NCBI's taxonomy places the organism in Eukaryota, Viridiplantae, Streptophyta, Magnoliopsida, Malpighiales, Linaceae. The record is from the annotation of a GenBank genome assembly.
UCUUCGUAUCCUCCAUCCACAAAAAGCCAUCUUUUGAAAUCCCAUUCUGCUCUUCUUCCACUACCCUUUCCAAUGCUUUUCUUCCUCACCAAAUAGUCGCUGGAGACGACAAUAGAGAGCGAGGGCAAGCAAACGGAGAUCAGGGAGAGGAAAGCUUUUCUUUCGUUUGAGUCGGAGGUGAAGGUGCCGGAGAUCGGAGGCGGAGGCGUCGGAUUCAGAGACGAAGGCGCCGGAGUCGGAGGCGUCGGAUUCGGAGGCGAAGGCACCAGAGUCGGAGGCGUCGGAUUCGGAGGCGAAGGCACCGGAGUCGGAGGCGCCAGAGAUCGGGGUGAAAGGGUACAAACAAUGUAGGGAGAACCCGUCUGCAAGUUUGGUCCGGCAAAUCAGAGCCAACAUCUUCAGCCCCAAUCGCAGCAAACGUUCAGCCCCAACCGCGGCAAACGGAAAUCCCUGGUAUUGCAUGUUCCACCCAGCCCUGCUCGUGGGUUAUAAUAGUGCCAAUAUGGAUAGUGCUGAACCUCGUAAAAAAAAAAGGCAAAGAAAGGGAGGAGGAAAUGUGAGGUGCAGUUCAAUGAAAGUGAUUGAAAUUAUAAGUUGUUUAUCUGAGGAAAAGAGAGGAUGGGUUGGAGAAAUGGGCUUCGGCGAGUUGCUACACAUGAAGAAAUUUAGGCAUGAUCAAACAUUAUGUGAAUGGUUGAUGAGGAAACAUUAUGUGAAUGGUUGAUGAAGAAAUUUAUCUGAUGCCGUGAAUGAGAAAUCUUCUUUGAGACUGCGAGAGAACUUAUUCCUUGAGUGGAUACAACACAAGGAAAACAGCUGUUGGGAAUCAAUGAAGGAAAGUAUAUUUUGAGUAAUAGAGAGAUUAUGUGCAAGUGGGAGAUGGUUUGCCAGACAAGAAAGACACGAGAUAACUUUUUGGUGAUUGGAUGUAAAUGUUUGUUGGCAGACAUGGUAACUACUUUGUUGAAAUGGUACAUUUUGGUGGGGGUAUGGUUCUGCGUGAAUCAGAUGGAUAUUGUCCUGUAUGGUGAUCCAUUUAUGUGAAUCAUAUAUAUUUGGCGUGAAUCAGAU